Saccoglossus kowalevskii is the source of this 633-nucleotide messenger RNA. RefSeq names its product gonadotropin-releasing hormone II receptor-like. Gene Ontology annotation, biological process: cellular response to hormone stimulus; G protein-coupled receptor signaling pathway. Gene Ontology annotation, cellular component: plasma membrane. The record is from RefSeq and is a predicted model, not a curated record. NCBI's taxonomy places the organism in Eukaryota, Metazoa, Hemichordata, Enteropneusta, Harrimaniidae. Gene Ontology annotation, molecular function: peptide binding; vasopressin receptor activity.
AUGGAGUCGUCGACAGCUGUAGCCGUCGAAGUAGCGGUCCCAAAUGACAGCGGCAGUGUAUACAAUGCUCUCGUCGCAAACACGGAAUUAUAUGGAACGGCACUAACGACUGUAUCAUUAGAUUCCGUUCUGUUCAAAGUAUACUCGAACAUGUCACCAGGCGCGAACGCUAACAACUUGACAUGCGAGAACUGCACUGAUACAUUCCAUCGGCCAGGAUUUGACAACGCUGCACGGGUCCGUGUCAUUUUAUACGGAAUAUUCUUCGUAAUUGCCGUGGCCGGUAACUUGACAAUUUUCAUUACAAUGUUCCGGAAUCGCAAUCGACGAACUCGCGUGAAGACUUUCAUCAUGCACCUUGCUAUCGCCGAUUUGCUCGUAGCUAUACUCGUAAUGCCUACGGAGGCCAUAUGGCAGAUCACGGUCAAGUGGUACGCUGGAGAUGCCAUGUGUAAACUUCUAUCUUUCUUGAAAGUUUUCCCUUUAUAUUUAUCGUCCAAUAUUCUAGUUAGUAUGAGUUUGGAUAGAUACUGGGCGAUCGUACAUCCUUUGAGCGUAUCUAAUGCCGAUAAAAGAGGGAAAGUUAUGUUAUGGAUGUCUUGGGCAAUCGCCGGACUCUGUAGUCUACCCCAG